Messenger RNA from Notolabrus celidotus (New Zealand spotty), 2757 nucleotides. RefSeq names its product potassium channel subfamily K member 1-like. Gene Ontology annotation, cellular component: membrane. Bases 266 to 1312 code for a protein of 348 amino acids. The transcript is spliced from 3 exons. Gene Ontology annotation, molecular function: potassium ion leak channel activity. Lineage: Eukaryota; Metazoa; Chordata; Actinopteri; Labriformes; Labridae. Gene Ontology annotation, biological process: stabilization of membrane potential; potassium ion transmembrane transport. The record is from RefSeq and is a predicted model, not a curated record.
CUUUGUAAUGACUCAAAACAGAGAAACCUGUUAAACCAGUUUCAGUGGGAAGCGCAGACUGCAGUAUGCACUCACCUGGCGCGGUGAGGGGAUGACGUCACCACUGCCCUCUCCCAGUGAGAUGUGAAGAAUGAGGAAGAGAAGUCCAUCCUCUGAAGAGAGGAAAGAAGUCAUUACCUCAGUAACAACAAGCUCUUUGUGACAUUAAGUGAAGCUGCUUCAGUGACUUUUCUGUUGUGUUAUUGCUUGGUGUGAACUUUGGGGAAUGUCGCGCGGCUGUAUGUCAGAUUGGUUCUCUCAGUUUGUAGAGAGACACCAUUCAGCGCUGAAUUUUACUCUCUUAGUUGUUGGUUACAUCCUCUACCUCAUCAUCGGCGCUGGGAUUUUCUCCGCCAUCGAGCUGCCGUACGAGCAGGAGCUGAGGAAGGAGUUAAUAGAGACCCGACGGGACUUCCUGAGCGAGAACCCCUGUGUGUCCGAUGAGCGCCUCGAGGAGCUGCUGGCCCGCGCGCUGGAAGCCAGUAACUAUGGAGUGUCCGUGCUGGGGAACAACAGCAACCACAACUGGGACUUUGUGUCGUCCCUGUUCUUCACCAGCACCGUCCUGACCACGACAGGUUAUGGCCACAGUGUCCCACUCUCAGACGAAGGGAAGGCCUUCUGCAUCUUUUACUCCAUCCUGGGAAUCCCUGUCACCCUCUUUUUUCUCUCCGUCGUGGUUCAGAGGAUCAUGGUCCUGGUGACUCGACGUCCAGUGGAGUACUUCCACCGCCGAUGGGCCAUGUCUAAAUCGAAGCUAGCUGCCAUACAUGCUACCUGUUUAGCCCUCAUCAUGACCCUGUUGUUCCUCAUCAUCCCCGCCUCUAUCUUUGUAAGCAUGGAGAAGGACUGGGACUUUCUGGAGUCUUUGUACUUCUGUUUUAUCUCCCUGACAACCAUUGGCCUCGGGGAUUAUGUCCCUGGAGAGACCCACAGUAAAGAAGACAACCCACACCCACACCUCUACAGACUGGCCAUUACAGUCUACCUGCUGCUGGGCUUGGUGUUUGUCCUGGUGGUGCUGGAGACGUGCUGCGAGCUUCCCCAGAUGAAACGUCUCAGACAGAGGUUCUGCAGGGAGAAUGUUCGGGAGCUGGAUUCGGAGACCACCAACAUCAUCGACAAGGAUCAGAUGAAUGACCAGCUGACCGACGUCUCAGAUCACCUACCCGUCAUCCCCUCUGUUUCAGAACAAGCUGCGUCUAUGCGGAAGGACAACAAAUCUACACCUUACACCUCAGCAUCAGGGUCUGUUAAUGGGAAACUGAGAUGACAGAUUAUCUGGGAUUAAUUCUUGUGAAGGGUUUGGUAUAAAGACUUGUGCUCCAUUUAUGACUGCUAAGGACAUCCCUCUGCCUUAAUGUGUAUAUAUGAGUAUGUUAGGAGUCUGGGCACACUUUGGUUGGGUAAUCUACACUAAAUCUGAGUCACUUAAUCGCCUUAAAAUGGAUUCCUUUUCUCCAGUGCCAACACCAACAGGCAUUUUUGGCGUAAAAGCAGGAACCACCCACAGACUAUCAGGAUCAGGAUGGCUUUGUUUGUUCGUUCUUCCCCCUUGUCGCUCCAUUCCCCGCAGAUAAGACCCAGAUCUGUGACACAGAGGAAGGGCCGGGCCCUGAAACGGAGGGAAACCCUACAAGGUUCCACUUCCUGCCAAAGCCUUGGUGUUUUAAUCCCACAGGCGGCACAGUUUGCUCCUGGAUGAUUUCACACUCCCUUUGUGUGGGUUAUACAAUCCAUGGUAGUAUUUGCAUGGGAAAUUUGCCUUCUUGGAAGUACUAAAGAUGUACCAGGAGAAUGAGGCGUGAAUGUAGCCCUGUUAUGUGUAAGAAUUCCAGUAAGAAGAUGAAGCCAUGGUAGGAAUAAACAUGGUUUUCUUCCUGGUUGGAACAAGUGGUUAUUGGACUUCAGAUCCAGCUGGAAUGUAGAGAUACACUAAGUUUAUUACAACAGGUACACCUUGUUACAACCGAGAAGCCUAAAACAUGGGGCUAAUAUAUUUUAAUUGUCUUAAAAUCCUGUUAUUGAUAUGAAUUUAUGAGACUACAUUUUAGAAACCUGUCAGUAAAACAGUGCAAUUCAUAUUUAUGUUCUGACCAUGCAGAGGAAUCCAAACAGGGAUCAAAACGUAUCUAUAACAGUUCCAACAAUAACUCUACUUUAUAUAAUUACAUGUAUAAUAUAAAAUUAUAAAAUUCAUAAACUUAAGCUUCACUGCAAGGCUGAUUGUUACCAAGAUGUGCCUAAUUAAAGGUAACUGAAUGUAUUUCAUUGGGGUAAUCAAAGUGCAAUGUAAGCCAUACUACCACUAGAGGGCAGCACUUUCAUAUUCUAUGCAAGAAGACAGAUUCCAUAAGCUUUAUUGUUCUGAGGAAUGUAUCCGUCAUGCUGCUUAAGGGAGUGUUUUUUAAAAAGGAAUAAUUACACUGCAAGAACAUGUUAUUGUUACAACUGGAGGUGAGGGAACAUGCUGCAACAUGUUGCAGGUUUAUUAUAUUUUGGCACGUGUCAAAGUUUAUAGGAGUGCUACACUCAAUGCAGUGUAUGGUGAAUGUCUUGAAUGUCAGAUUUGUUAUUCGGUGGUAGCAUAUCAGCUUAUAAAUGGGUGCAAAUCAAAAGAAUGUCUUCCAAAUGUCAUUUUUCUGCUGUUAUUUUCUGCUUGUUUCAUAGUUAUAAACACAAUUUAGUUUCCUUGAUUAAAAUCAUCUCAAUAAUGCA